Messenger RNA from Cercopithifilaria johnstoni, 3963 nucleotides. The record is from the annotation of a GenBank genome assembly. Lineage: Eukaryota; Metazoa; Nematoda; Chromadorea; Rhabditida; Onchocercidae.
AUGGCAGAUGCAUUUGUGGAUAUUUCAGAUUUCCAGUUCCGGGCACUUCAACGUGUAAGAGUAUUCGAUAAGCCCGAUAUAGCAUUGUACGACAGUAUAUGUCCGUCCUGGAUUACUGUUUCAUCGCGAUAUGGGAUUAUUGUUUGUGCUUCUGGCUGUGAUAAGUUAAUAUCUUUAAGAAGCAGUGAUGUUUACCGGUUAAAAAGUGGAGCUGAUAUCAAUGUAGAAGUGACCGAUAUUCAGAUGAAAGUAACAAAUCUCCGAGUUGAACAGCUUAUUGCACUGACUGCACUAGCCUGUAACUGCUCAGGUCGCCUGUUAUCGGUCUCAGUGCGAACAGCACUUGGAGCAUUCGUAUAUCUCUAUGAUAUAUGUGCAUUUGCUGUUGAUUAUGUUGAGCAGAGAGGAGCUCUUUAUAAUUUGCGACUUUCUGCUGAUCCAAAUGCUCAACCUUGUGUCUUAAAAUGGAAUCCACAACAGGACACUGUAUUUGCUGUUGCUACGUCCGAUGGCGUGUUAUCCUGUUAUUCUUUUGAUAUUGAGAAAUCGUCUUCGAUAACCUUGAUUGGCACAGUUAAACAUGAUAAUGUUGUAACUUGUAUAGGGUGGAGUCCAAAAGGGAAGCAGUUGGUCGUAGGCGAUACGUCGGGUUAUAUAAAGCAGUAUAAACCUGAAAUGGCAUUGGUGCGCGUGAUACCACCUCCUUUAAAAGACAAAAACCAUGCUCUUCGUUGCGUCGGAAUCAGUUGGCUUGCAACUACCGACUUUCUCAUUGCUUAUUCUCCCAAGACAGCACAGGAAGUGGAUAUAACAAAGUUAUGUGUGAAAAAGGAUGCACCACCUCAAUGGACACAUUUCGAUGAUAUUAACUUCUGUGGCGAUAAAAGCAUUUUCGAUCAGCGAAUUGAAUUUACACAACUGUUGAGUUGGAAAUUGGUAUUGUGCUCUUCGUCACGAUCCAGUGAGAUAGUAGUAAUAGGUAAAAUAGGCUCUGAAUGGAAGAUCUGGACUUUGGAUGAUAAUGGACGAAUUGAAAUGCCUCUUGACUGUGAACAUCGUGAAACCUUUCCAAUUGGUGUUUCUAUCGACAUAUCAUCAGUCCUUCCUAUCAAGAUUGGUAAUGACGACAAUGCGGAACGUCCUCCUUGUCCUACAGUUUUGGUGUUAUCGUCUCAAGGAGUUCUUCUUGCUUUCAACGCAUUAUCUUCUCGUGCCGAACACCAAAACAUUAAUAUACAUCCAGAAGGUUUGCCGUCAGAAAUUUACGGGACGAUAGCAGCAAAGGUUGACGUAAUGCAGAGUGAGUAUUCAUGUACUAGUUCGCCAGAUACAAUAUGUCAAACUAUUCCAGUCCCUGAAGAUUCGCGAGGCUCUGAAAGUAUAUCCAUUCCAAAACAGAAUGUUUCCCAGCUGCAAGUGGAAGCAAAGGUAAAUACGCCGCAGACUGCACAGGCAACAACAAUGUCAAAAUUACAUGAACAUGAAUUACAUGAAAAACCUUCUAGUGAAGUACAAGAUUCAGCAGUUCCACAGCGAGAGAUGCAGGAACAUCUACAACACCAGCGGUUGAAAGCAGGGAUCCAUCUGAUCACAGAAUUACGGGAAGAUUUUCGAAAAAAACUUACCGUUUUUGAUCAACAGUUCUUCGAAUUUUGUGAACAAAAUGAUUGGCUUCAAAAUCUGAAAAAAAGCUUUGCAAAACAGAUGGAAUGGAAUAAUGGCAUCAAUUUGGAUGAUGAAAUAUCAGAGUUGGAGAAAGUUCGAACUGUUGUUGCAUCAUGGCUUGACACUUUAGAGAAUCAAAUGAAAGAGAGUAUGUGUUCAGCUGAAGAGCAGUUGGGACUUGCGAAUAGUACCGAUCGAGAACUGUUUGACAGUAGACGGAUGUUAGAUUUCAACAAUAUGCAUCGUUUUGAUAAAUUGACGGGAGCCCUGACAAAACUAGAACAGAAAAUUGCGAGUGCUGAAAAUGUAUUGACAGAAAUGCCAACAUGUAAUACAAAAAACAGAUCACUUUUAACUUUGGAUAUUGAUCAAGAACAACAGAUUACUACGACUGCAAAGAAUAUCUGCAAAGGAAUGGUCACACGACGGAAAGCUUUAUGUGAAUUGCAACAACGGGUUACAAGUUUGAGUAGUCGAUUAAAACCAUUGAAAAAAGACCGAAGAAUGAGUAAAUUUUUCACUUCAACGGGGUCAUCUCUUUCAAAUUUAUCAUUCAAUUAUCAGACUUGCAGAGAAGAAUUAACAGCAAGAACAGCAACUGUUACUGCUCAACAACAAAGUGAACUGUUGAAAUUUUUGACGCAACGUGGUCCUGUAAAAAAGUCAGAAGCAAAAAUUGUUGUGCUUGAUGUCCAUUCACAUGAAGCUGAUGAGGGAAUAUCGAAUUUAACUAUAACAGAUAUUGAAAAUCGUUUGCUUGACGCAGCAUUAAUGCCAAUAAAAACACCUGCAAAACGCGUUAUGGAUAUUGGAACGCAAUCACCCAAUUAUUUACUUUCUAAAGAGAUGAAAUCGCCUAGAGAUGUGACAGCUUCUAUUCCUGUAAGCUUUAUGUCCAGUGGAACCGAUCCUCUAACAGUUCAGUUCAACCAGACACAAAAGCUGGCUGAAUCAGCAGCUAUUAAUUCAUCGACGACUCUACCUUCUUUCAUGAAUUUGAGCAGUUCUACUACAACUGUGCCAACCGCUUCCAUCUCUCUUGCCACGGACACAGUUGUUAAACAGCUUCCUGAGUCAUCCACGAAUGUUCCAGAAACAAUGGCGAUGAAUCAAGAGCAGCAGCAUGGUGAUAUUACAUUUUCGUUUAAAAAUUUGGACACUCCAUCAGCAGCAAGGAAUGACGUUUCUUCUCAAGGAACCGCAUCUUGCACUAACAUUACACCGAGCAGACGUGAUAAGACUUCUACUGCAACACAGAAAAUUUUUUCAAUGAAAAACAAUGGAACUGACUUAGGAUCAUUUGUACCUGCUACAACGUCGGAAUCAUUGACAAAUAUUUCUGUGACCGCAGCUCCAGGUCUAACAACAAUCACCAAAGCUGAUAAAACUUCAACACAAAACUCCGAAAUUUCAAGGACGAGCAAUGAAGUGGCAGUAACAGAUUCGACUACCUCAAUGACGAAUUCCAAAACAUCAGGUUCCGAAACGAAUGUAUCUUUUACCUUCAAGGUACCAGUAGCAGGAAAUCAGCAGACAACAUCUGCUCCAAUUGGCUCAACAGGUGAUGGUGCCGCAAGCACAACAACUGUAGAGCUGCAAUCAAAAGAUUUGGAUGUUAUAGGUGACGAUGGGAUGAUGGAAGCAGAGGGUACUUCAACUGCUCCGACAACGUUGUUCUCAUCAUCGUUAUCCUUUGGUAUGGGAAGUACAGUAUCCAAUGCCAAUUCUUCACAAAACGUUUUUGGCUCUGGACUCAAAUUUUUGCCAUCCACACAAACUCAGACAUCCUCAUUGUUUGGUAGUGCUGGUGCUGGAAAGAAGAGCACCUCAGUGUUUGAUUCUGGUGGCUCAGCAACGUCUUUUGGUAGUGGCGGACUGUUCAGCCAAACACAGCAGUCGAAUGCAGCACCGUCAACGUUUUCGUUUAGUUCAGCGCCCAAUUCGUUUAAUUCCUCAAGUCUUUUUGGGUCAAAGUCAUCGACUGGUAGUACUACGUUUGGCGGUGCACCGUCGUUUGGUUCGAAACCAGCAUUCGGAUCUCCAUCACCCCUUGUUUCAGCAUUUGGUCAACAACGUUCUCAAAAUGCUGCUUCUAUAACUACUGGGUUUUCUAACUUUGCCAAAACCAGUACUGUUGGAUUUGGUUCGUUGGCUGCAAGCCAGCAACAGCAGUCAUCUUCUGUAUUUGGUGGAAGUGGAUUUGGUGCUCUAGCGCAGCAACCUCAAAAAAGUUCAAUCUUUGGGGGCGGCCUAAAUUCGUCUGUAACUAACAGUUCAUCGUUUUCUACGUGGCGUUAG